Messenger RNA from Beauveria bassiana ARSEF 2860, 1038 nucleotides. RefSeq names its product CFEM domain-containing protein. Lineage: Eukaryota; Fungi; Ascomycota; Sordariomycetes; Hypocreales; Cordycipitaceae. The record is from RefSeq and is a predicted model, not a curated record. The transcript is spliced from 4 exons. Bases 1 to 1038 code for a protein of 345 amino acids.
AUGAUUGAUCGUUGCGUUUUGGGCGCAUGCGGCAUGCCUGAGGCUAUAUUAAUAGUUGUGUCUUUACGGUUGGUUUAUAAGCAAUUUUUCAGUGUUCGAAAACACUUGAACACUGAGGAGUGGACGUUGAUGGCUGCUAUUGCAGUCGGCCUCGUCAGCAUGGCUCUAUCAAUCUUUGGUAUCACUGGUCAUGGUUUUGGAAUCGAUGUCUGGGGUCUUGAUCAACCAACCCUGGUUGCCUUUCGGCGAUAUUUUUAUGUCAUACAGAUCUUCUACGUUGUGUUGAUGGCUCUUUUGAAGUUGACUUUUACUUUUUUUUACCUCAACAUUUUCUCUGGAAGGGGCAUACGCGCCCUUCUAUGGAGCACUGUGGCUUUUCAUGUCGCCUUGGCCUUGGCUUUCAGCAUCGGCAUCGUCUUUCAAUGCCUACCAAUCCCUUACCAGUGGGAAAAGCUGAACCAUGUCCAUGAUGCUACAAUGACGGGGUACUGCGCCAAUACCAAUGCAGCUGGCUGGGUAAAUAGUGCCUUGAGCGUUUUGUCAGACAUUUGGUUGUUGUCGAUUCCCUUGAGCCAGCUGCACAAACUCCAUUUACAUUGGAAGAAAAGGCUCGGCGCUGGAUUCAUGUUCAUGACUGGCUUUGGUGUCACAGUCAUAUCUUGUCUACGUUUAGCGUCAGUUCGCAACUAUGCUUCGACAUCGAAUCCAACAUGGGAUCAGUGGGACAUUAUGUGGUGGUCUACAGUUGAGAUUCAGGUUGGAUUGAUUUGCACUUGUUUGCCAUCAAUGCGACUCAUCCUUAUCCGACUAUGGCCACGAGCAUUCGGUUCUGAAUCGAGCAAUCCGCUAAUCUCUCUAAAUCGGGUCUCAUCUUUGGAAACGCACCAUACACGACUAUUCGAGGAUGAGGAAUUGACUCAGCCGGACCUGACGGCCACAACUUUAGCAACCCAUCCUGAGGCGGUUCCGAAAUGCCCAGAGCCUGUUUUUUACUACCGCAGUGAGAAAAGUACCGGCGGAUCUGCAGAUGCAGUUUGA